AUGACAGCAAGCUGUGGUGGCAAGGAAUGGAAUGGCUUUCAGACAGAGAAAAGUGGCCUACAGACAUCGUCACAAGUCGCACUCCUGAGAGCCAAGCAUAGGCUAAAAUUACCAAAGAACUUUUUAAUGGCGCCACUGCGUCAACUGGGUGGCUCAAUGUUGAGGAUCGUCGCCUGGACAGCCAGAUUCAUACGGAAUUCACGCCUGAAGAAACAAGAAAGAAUGAUGGGCCCAUUGACGACCGACGAGAUUAAAAACCAGCACCUGUUUUGGACCAGGCGCCCUCAAGGGAUUCAAAGCGAGGAUGUGACAGACGAUCGACAAAGACUGGGUUUAGAAGAAAACGACCAGGGGAUACUCAUAUGUCGAGGUCGUGUACAGGUACAUUACCCGGUAUACCUGCCUGACAAGCUAAGCACCCCUACACAGUGAAACUCUUUGAAGCCGUACUUAGCAUGGGGGAGUAAGUUUAACAAUGGUGCGGAUCGGAGAGCGUCAUUGGGUGCCGAGGCUCAGACGUCUGACCAAGAGAGUAAUAAAACACUGUUAUGGUUGUCACCGUUUCCAAGUCAGAGCCGCUGCUAAACCACCUCUAGCCCUUAGAAAUGUCGUGCGAGCGGGCGCCUUUGACAAAUUAACUCAGGAACAGCUAAACCCGUAGGUUCGAGAGUUCAGACCUAUCCGUGAAGCUGCAAUUGCAGCGAGAGUACGAAUGCAAGAUAUUGCUGACAAAGAGCAAGCCAACUGA
Messenger RNA from Porites lobata, 748 nucleotides. The record is from the annotation of a GenBank genome assembly. Lineage: Eukaryota; Metazoa; Cnidaria; Anthozoa; Scleractinia; Poritidae.